AUGCUAUCGAGAAGUCACAUCGCGAUUCUGUUGAGCACAUUAUGUUUGACAAAAGCUUGCGGCCCUGAUGCUCAGCCGGCGAGAACUGGAAUAAUCAAACUUACGGUUAUCCCGUCGGUGGGAUGGACAUAUUAUGAUGCUGAACCAACGGCCAUCAAUUCGGAAACCACAAGUCCGGAGCCGGCAAUGAGUAUCGGCGGUGGCCAGACUGACGAUAAAACCGUCGCAAAACAAACAAUCCAGGACAACAUUGAAGUGGAUGUCUUCCACGUGCUCCAAAACCUCAAAAUCAUGGCUACCGUCAAAACGACAAAUACUUUCGAUCCAAUAAUGGCCGACAAAUUACUUCCACUAGAAUGCAAGCCAGCUGAAUUAAUCACGGAUAUCGUCGAUUGCAGCCCGGAAAGCGACGCCGAGAUGUCAGGGGAUAUCGUCAUCCAACUUGAAACGGCAAUUCCGGAGGGUGAAUUCGAGACCAUACUUCAAGGGGUCGUCGAUGAGCUGAUAGAGCAAAGCCGGGCUAGAAUCGUCAACAACGAGUUUUCGUACAAGGCU
Mesorhabditis belari is the source of this 555-nucleotide messenger RNA. Lineage: Eukaryota; Metazoa; Nematoda; Chromadorea; Rhabditida; Rhabditidae. The record is from the annotation of a GenBank genome assembly.